CGUUAGUUUUUUGAGCUUCUGAGUAAAACCCUUUGCUAUAUCAUAUCUCAACGUUCUUUUUCAAUGGUUUUUUUUUUUUUUGUGCUUGAAAACUAUUGUUUUUAUUCUCUGCAGGUUUCGCGUUGAAAGAGGUUAAUGGAGGAGAAACGAGCGACACUAUCUCAUGACUAUGCUGUUACUAACGGGAAAGAGUCUCUGGAUAACACCGAAAACAAGUCCCUCGAGAGCCAAGAUGUUCAAGCUGCUGAUGAUGAAGGCGCUUUAGGGUCUGGAGAAGGGUCAGGUUCGGGUGCAACAAGUAAAGAAAACGUUAUCGAAAAGAAGAGAGGGAGGGGGAGGCCUAGGAAGUAUGAGAACGGUGUUCCAAUCAUUAAUGGAUCCAUGGAAGCUUUCCCAAUACCAGCGGCUUCUUCUUCAAAGAAACGGGCUCGGGGACGGCCUAAGGGUACCGGCAAGUUUCAGGCUUUGGCUUCUGUUGGUGGAUAUAUGGACACAGCUGGAGGAAGCUUUAACCCUCAUGUACUGUUGGUGUACGCAGGAGAGGAUCUUGUUAAUAAGAUAGCAUCAUUUUGUGCAAGGGCUUCUCGUUCAGUUUGUAUUCUUACUGCUAGUGGUGCAGUCUCCAGUGUUACCCUAUGCAAGCCUGGUACUUCUACCGGCACUUUGACAUAUGAGGGACGGUUUGAAAUUCUUUCUCUCACUGGUUCUUCUGUUGUGUCUGGUGAAGUGGGGAGUCGUCGCAAAACUGGUCUGUUGAGUGUUUCAUUAGCUAAUUCUCAUGGACAAGUUUUUGGUGGAAGUAUUGCAGGUCCACUAAUAGCAGCUGGCCCUGGGCCUAUCCAACUUAUUGUUGCCAGUUUCAAGCAAAAUAUUGGUCGCCAAAUCAGGAGGAAGUAUUCUGCAGCAACUUCCACAUCAGCUAACAUUUUUGCCAGUUCCGAAGAGGUGAAUGUUCCCAGUCAAGUUACUGGAAUGGCAGAUGAUGGCGAGAACUGUGCUCCACCCCCUGUACCAAUUACCGUGUCUGUGACAGCAUUUCCUGCGAAAGCAGAUAGCAUGAAAUCGGAUAAUGUCGUUGCUGAAAACCAUAACUUCAACUCUACUUGUCUACAAACUGUUAGUCCAAACAACUUGCAGAAAGCAGAUCCCCUGAGAGAAGAAAAUGUGAUUGCUGAAAACCAUGGCUUGAAGUCUACCUCUCCACAAACUUUUGGUCCUGACAACUUGCAGACAUUGCCAGUCUCACAGCCCAUAUCUGAUGAGAUGAUAACUCUAAACAAUAAUGCCAGUGUCCCUGAGAUGCAUGUAAAGGACUAAAGGUACAUCAUCUCUGUAUCCCUCAAUCUCUCUUCCCCUCUCUCUCUUGCUCUUUGUGAGAUAAAGUAACAUUCUGUUUUAUUCAUUCCUUACGUGUUGCUUUAGUGACAUACACAGGCUUAUUCUGGAAGUAAUGAGCACAGCUUGUUGGAGUUUUACAGCAACAAUGCAAGACUUUUGCCAUUGAAUAUGGUUCUUAAUAAAUUAAAUUUGGGAUUUAUUGUUGUUGUUUCUAUAAAAAUUUAGUUUUAUUUAGAUUCAUCCAAGGGCUAAGGCUUAUUUCAUAAGACCCUUUUGUUUUGGAAAUUGAUAUAAAGAGAUACAUGGAUUUUAUUAGAAUUAUGUUGUAUGAAAUUUAGAUUAACUAGUUUGUAUAUAGAUGAAUAAGGAGCUGUCGACGCAAUGGUAAUCUUCUGCUCUGAA
Molecule: messenger RNA, 1740 nt
Organism: Durio zibethinus
Lineage: Eukaryota; Viridiplantae; Streptophyta; Magnoliopsida; Malvales; Malvaceae
Source: RefSeq, a predicted model, not a curated record